Branchiostoma belcheri (Belcher's lancelet) is the source of this 2402-nucleotide messenger RNA. RefSeq names its product stress response protein NST1-like. The transcript has 15 exons. The record is from RefSeq and is a predicted model, not a curated record. NCBI's taxonomy places the organism in Eukaryota, Metazoa, Chordata, Leptocardii, Amphioxiformes, Branchiostomatidae. Bases 174 to 2030 code for a protein of 618 amino acids.
AAACAGGCGGCUGGAAUGUGCAGGGGACAAGGUAAACACCAGCGCCAUUUUGUCUAGUCUGGGUUUACCGACUUCUCGAUCUCUCUCAGCACGGAGAAAUUCCGACCUUUUUCUCUGCCGUCCCGCUCCGCCAACUCGCAACAAAUGGACGUGCGGUGAGACGGGGCACUUCCAUGGCGUCAGAUGACAACGACAACUGUUAUGACAUAUUAGGAAUAGAGCCAGAUGCUACAGCGAGUGAGAUUCAGAAGGCCUACCUGACCGUCGCUAUUCAGUAUCACCCUGAUAGAACUGAGAAUCAAGAUGGGAAGAAUUCAGCUACGUUUGAGAAGAUAAAUGCUGCCUACAGGGAAGUGAUAUCAGAUGAAGAUGCAGAAAAUGUAGAUAGUGAUCAGGUCUUCUUCAACUUGCUGGAAGAGUUGCUGCUAUCAGACUCUGAGGUGACAGACGUGUACAGCUGGUUCAGCCAGUCGAGUCCAGGGUUCUCUCCAGAUGAUAUGUACAUAGAUGAUGUGGACGAUGACGCCGCUGACAGGGGUUUUGACACCUUCAUGGAUAUCGUUCACAAUCGUAGGCUGAACGGAAAACAAGUUCCAGAAGGCUUCACAGAUGAAAAGUUGUCUUAUCUGAAAGACACUCUAGCAGAAGAGAAGGAAGCGCACAAGCGGGAGAACGCUAAGAGGCUGAACAGCAAGAAAUCCAAAACUGUACUUCCAGUGCCUGUUGCAAAGCCUAAACCAAAGUCAAAGAAGCAAUUAAAAGCAGAACAAAGGAGGAGGGAGAAGGAAAUGGAGGAGAUUGCCCAUGACCUUAAGGAAAAGGCAAAAGAAGAGGAAUUGAGAGCUGAAAAGAAAAAGCAGCAGGAACUUGAGAAACAGAAGCGUCUGGAAGAAGAAUAUAUUAAAGCAGCUCAGGAAGAAAAAAAGCGAAAAGAAAAAGAGGCAGAAGAGCUUCGGCUUCAGAUGGAAGAGGAGGAAGAGCAGCGGCAAGAAGAGGAACGCCGCAAACGUGAGGAAAAGAAAAAGAAGCAGCAACAGCUAAAGGCCAAGGCACAGGAGCUGAAAGCCAAAGAAGCUGAAUCUGCCAAGUCUCAGCCAUCCCAGGCCGCCGCCGCCCAGCAGGCCGCCAAACGCCCCAGCUCGGCCCAGGGCCAGCAGCCGCCCCGCUACCCGCGGGAAGUCCCCCCGCGCUUCCAGCAGCAGGCCCAGAAACAGCAGCACCACAAGCAGAAGCAACAAGGGGGCCAGGGCAAGAAGCAGCAAGAUUACUACAAAGGGUCUGGCGACAACGAUUUCUCCAUGUGGAAUGAUACCGGUAGCAGCUGGGACCGCGUCGUAGUGGACGGUAAAGACAAGGAGUCAUGGCCUUCAUUGAACAAUGAAUCAGAGACAACCUCAGAAGUAGAUGACUCUCUUUCUAAUGCUGGCUCUGACAAAUCCGCGUCCAAUUCCAGUAGCGUGCAAGGGCUAAGCCAACAUUCUGAUAACGGCCAGAGAGACGACUCGAGCCUGAGUCCGCGGGAUACAGACCUUUCUAGUGGAAAUGCCACUCCCAGUGCUUCCAGUUCUGGUCCGUUAAACGAUACCAUUGCAAAUGCCAACCCGAGAGGGAUGAACGGAACCACAGACAGUGUGUGGGGUGUGAGUAGCAGUGCAAAGACGGUGAGUACGAGCGGAGCGAUGAGUGUGUGGGGUAUGCAGGGUGCUGCUACAAACGUUAGCAAUGUGAACUCAAGUGUCUGGGGAGGGAAUCCCCACGGCUUUCCAAAUGUGCAAAAUAAUAAUGACAACUCCGUUGUUGCAAGAGAUGCAAACUCUGGGACCUCUAAUUCCAUGUUUAUGGGAAUGUGGGAUUCGGACUCCAAUUCCGACGGGAAUUAUCAACAGAACGUGUUGCAAUUAGGGAGGAAAGAGGCUGCUCAACAGCAACCACCACCGCAUGUCUUUGGGGUACACAACGCCUUCCUCAGACUAUCAACAAUCCUGGUUCAGGACCAAAUAAUACUCAAAAUUAUGGCAACCCUCAAGUGAAUGCAAAUGCUGCAAUGGAAAGUGCUAAGUGUGAACUGCUGCCCGUGAGCAAUGGAUGGUUGGGUGGGUUCUCCACCGCAGGAGAGGCCAACCCGGGAGCCCCUGGACACACCAACCUUGUGGACGGCCCCAUGGGAUUGCCGGCGCCAGCGGCGUCCAACCCAGGAAACACCAGCGCUGCUUCUACAAACCCGCUGUUCGGAGGGAGUAACAUGAACACAAGUGUUGCAGGGACUGCUGAUUCUGCCAAUGCUGCCAAUAUUACUACUACUAAUAUGGGGAAUAAUAAUCCGGGGAAUCAAUCAUCAAGGACUGAACCAAAUGCCUGGAGCCGCCCACUGUCCGGAGCGGACUGGGGCAAUCCCAGCAGAG